AUGGGCUUUUCAUGGGAAGUAUUCGAAAGUUCAGACGUCUUCCGCACCCUCCGCAAACUCACAGAACAGCCAACGGAAGCCUUUACCACUCAAGAUGCUCUCCAGCAUAUCCAUCAUUUGAUUGUGAUUGAAGUGGCCGCAAACAGGGGCAAGCCUGUGAAUGGUUUAAUAAACGGAGCCAAGCCCGAGCUUGCUGGUAUUCUUCCUGACUGUGUCGCGGACGUCCUCGUUGAGCUCGCCUGUCGCACCGACCCACCUGACCAGGGGAGGCUCGUCGAGUUUGCCUCGCAGCUCUACAGGCAGACGGAAUUGGACCCCGAGUCUGGGGAGCCACUAAGACAGGACAACAGGAAGGUGUGGAGUGAGAACAACUCUCUGAUCCUCAGCGCCAAUAGGACGUGGAGAGAUCGCCUAGGUGUGUCCGAUUCGGACUGGGGCGGUGUCUUCAACAUCAGGACAUAUGCAGACGACGUCCAGCUCUCAGCAGAGAAGAAGGGGCGUUUAGUGAACCUAGUUGCGUUCACUGCCCAGCUCACGCAGGCCGCCCCUCCCGAGCUGGCGUACGGCAAUAACCCACUUCACUGGGCACACAUAGCUCUGUGGUCUAUGCGGGCUGCAUUCGAGGAUGGCAUCCAACUGCAUGAAAUUGUUGGCACAACUACACUACAGGUCGCUUGCUUGUGGUUCACCUACGCAGUGGACGCGGUGUGGGCCUGCGUCGAGAAGGAACUCCAAGGAGGCAACGAUUUUAUUUCUGGUCCAGGCUCCCAGUACAAGGGAAAGGACUGGAAGGGGUUUAACAAAGAGAGAUGGGAUAUCUGGGUGCACAGGUUGGAGCAGGCUCGAAGAUUGUGCAACAACUCUGACAGAGAGACAAUCAACAUGAUAGAGGACGCCUUAAACAAGGCCGAGACCGUGAAGCGAGAGAAAUGA
Molecule: messenger RNA, 933 nt
Organism: Scedosporium apiospermum
Lineage: Eukaryota; Fungi; Ascomycota; Sordariomycetes; Microascales; Microascaceae
Exons: 2
Coding region: 1-933 (310 amino acids)
Source: RefSeq, a predicted model, not a curated record